GGUCCCAGGGGGGUUCUAAGAAAACAUUGGGAGGUGAAGAGGAUUCUAAAGAGGAUGACUGUGGUCCUGCAAUGAUUUGUAGUGAUCAUUCUGAUGAAAGGUGUUCCCUUGAUAUUUUAGAGAAAACAGUGGGAGGUCAAGAGGAUGUUAUCAUGGAAGACUGUGGUCUUCAAGAGGAUGAUACAAAGGAAGAAUGUGGUCCUGCAAUGGUAGACAGUGAUCGUGCUGAUGAAAGGUGUUCCCCUGGUGUUUCAGAGAAAAAGGGGAGAGGUCAAGAGGAUGUUAUCAUGGAAGACUGUGGUCUUCAAGAGGAUGAUACAAAGGAAGACUGUGGUCCUGCAAUGGUAGACAGUGAUCGUGCUGAUGAAAGGUGUUCCCCUGGUGUUUCAGAGAAAAAGGGGGGAGGUCACUGUUCCUGCAUAGAGGAAGAGGACAAUGGAAUUAGUCUUCAAGGAAACAUCCCUCAUAUCACAGUGUCUGGCAAGUCCACUCUAACAGAGAAGGAAGAAAUUUGCAAAUUUUUUCAAUUUUUCAAUGGAGUGACAAAACGUCAUUUGAAAUUCAGCAAGAACAUUACUCAUGUUGUCAUGAUCACAGAUAGCAAAAACUUUAUCUGUGAUCGAACUAUGAAAUAUAUUCAAGGCAUUGCGCAUAGAUGUUGGGUAUUGAGUAGUGAAUGGUUGUACAAGUCAUUAGAAGCAGGUGUUUUACUACCUGAGGAGAAAUAUGUAAUUAGAGGAGAUACAGUUUCUGGAGAGGAAGCAGUAGGAGCAAGAAAAUCAACUUCAUCAGAGGCAGCAGCAGGAGUUUUGCAGACAAUGUCAAUAUAUUUACAUGGAUUUAAUGAAGGAUCAAAGAUAUCCAGGGAGGAAGUUGAGGAUCUUAUAAUCUGUAGUGGAGGACAAUUAUUAGGUUCAUUAAGCCCAAAUUUGACAAAUGCAAUCACAUUAACAUUGGGGGAAACAAUGGCAGAUGUUUCUGAGAAAGAUAAUAAGUACUUCUGCUGUAUUAAACAAAUCUAUGGUAUUUCAACGGCAACAUUGUCAUGGCUGAUGGAUUGUAUAGCUGAGCAGAAGCUUAAUUCACCAUCAGACUAUUUAGCUGCAAAUUAUUAUGGUGAAGAGGCUAAUGAAGACACACCGAAAAUUGAAGAAGACAUUGACUGGAUUCCGGGGAAAGAUGAUGGUGAUACUGGAGAGGAUGGUGAUGAAAUACAGUGUUAUAAAGAGGUUGAUGUCGAUGCUAAUGAUGACAGCGAGGAAAAUGUAGAAGAUCCAGACUGGAUUCCUGGAAAAAGUGAUGAUGAGGAUGAUGAGGAUGAUGAUGAUGAUGAUGAUGGAAAGAACAACAAAGAUAAUGAGAUAACAGAUACUGAAGUUCAAGAUGUUAUUUGUGCUGGAUUGCAUGGAAAGAACAAACAGGACAGUGCAGAAGACUGGAUACCUGGGACAAGUGAAGAUGAUGAUGAUGACGAGGAUGAAAAUGAAGUUGUCAUUCCCAAUAUUGGUGCUAACAACAAUAUUGUACUUCAAAUGACAAGAAAAACAACAAAGGGGCGUAGUGGGAAAAAAAAUAUUUGUUAUUAUUGCGAGAAACCAUAUAGUAGAAUUUCUAGACAUUUGAUUCAAGUGCAUAACAAAGAAAUGGAAAUAGCGAAAAUUCUAUCAUUUCCAAAAAAGAGCAAGGAAAGAAAAACGUUGUGGAAGGAAAUCGUAAAUAAAGGAAACUACAAGCACAACUAUGAUGUUAUGAAAAAUGGUAAUGGUGAGAUAGUACCAAAAUACAGACCAAGAAGUACAACAAACAAUCCAGAACCAGAGAAUUGCUAUUCAUCUUAUGCACCUUGUGAAUUUUGUUUGGGUUCGUAUAAGAAAACAGACCUGUGGAAACACCAAAAAAAGUGUGAACUAAAGAGUAGUGAAAAAAAAAGUAAAGCGAACCCAAUUCGGAUGGGGAAACUUCUCCUACCAAUUGUUGGAACUAGCAAAGGAUUCUAUGAGAACAUUUUUAUUAAAAUGAGGGAUGAUGCUGUCAAACUUGAAAUCCAAAAUGAUCCUCUUGUUUUGCAAUUUGCUGAAAGGUUGUAUGAAAAAAAUGGAGCAAAUCUUCAUCAACACCAGUAUAUUUCUCAAAGACUAAGAGAAUUGGGGAGGCUGCUAAUGCAGUUUAAGGAAGAUCAUACUGAAAUCACAUCAUUAAAAUCGGCUUUAAAUCCAGCCAACUGGGACAAACUUAUUCUUGCAAUCAAAACUUUGGCUGGCCAUGAUGAGAAAGACAAUUCCUACCAGACUCCCUCAUUGCCCUUAAAACUAGGGCACAGCCUAAGCAAAUGUGCCAAAAUCUUAAAGUCUAAUGCAAUAAUUGAAGAGAAUGAAGCAGAUAGAAAAAUUGCAGACAACUUCCUGAUUUUAUAUCAGAGUGAUUGGGAAGAGAGAAUAUCUUCCCAAGCCUUGGCAACUUUACACAAUGAGAAGUUUAACAAGCCUAUGUAUGUUCCUCUUGCAGAGGAUGUGGUCCUGCUGAACAAAUAUCUCUCUACAGCUGCCAUGACCCUCAAAGAAAGACUUGAUGACAAAAUAGAGGAAGCUGUGUACUCUGAACUGGCCGAAGUCUGUCUUGCACAGGUAAUAUUGUUUAACAGAAAGAGGAGUGGGGAGGCACAGCGUUUGACUCUUACCCAAUAUAAUGAAGGCUUGACAAACAAACCAUAUGUUAACAAUGACAUAGAGAAAUCUUUAACAAAAUUUGAAAGUGAGCUAUGCAAGAGCCAUACAAGAAUCGAAAUCAGAGGGAAAAAAGGAGCAAAAGUCCCAAUCCUUCUAACAAACAGCUUAAAAGAAACAAUGGAAGCACUUCUGAAGGCCAGAAAGGCACUGAAAAUUGAUUCAGACUACCUAUUCAUAAAACCAAAAAACUCAAACCCAAUCAGGGGGUCAGAUUGCUUAAGAAAAUUUUCACUCAAAUGUGGUGCGAAAUGUCCAAACCUACUUACUUCCACUAGAUUGAGAAAACACCUUGCAACAAUUUGUCAGAUACUAGAACUCAGUGAAUCAAACCAAGAUAUGCUCGCCAAAUUUAUGGGACAUGACAUAAGAAUUCACAGAGAAUUUUAUCGCCUGCCUGACUCGACCCUAGAAUUGGCGAAAGUUGCUAAGGUUCUACAUCUAAUAAACACUGGUGGAAUUGCAAAGUACAAAAACAAAGAUUUUGAUGAAAUCGAGUUUGAUUACACAGCUGAAGUUGAAAUUCAAGAAGAUGAAGUAGAUGAGAACAAGUCUGAUGAUAAUGAAAUAGAGGAUGAAGAGUCAGACGAAGAUGUUUAUGAAUUCCCCGACCCUUGCAAAUCAAUAAAAAAGAGAAAAGUCACGCAAAAGAAAGGUACAAGCAGAAAUGGUGGACGACAUCAUUGGUCAAAGGAUGAGAAAAAUGCCAUUGAGCGCCAGUUUUCUGAAUAUUUCAAAUCUGGACAUACACCUGGUCGAUUAGCAUGCUUAAAUGCAAUUGCAAAAGAACCAAUACUCUCAAAACAUGACUGGUCCAAGAUAAAGCAUACUGAUAGAAAUAUGAUCAUUUCACAAAAAAGGAAACUAUACAAGGCUUAAAUAUUUCAUAUCUUAUUUCAUUAUUGUAUGUUAAAAUUAAAGAAGACAUGGGAAAAGGAGGGCAUUAUUCCUUGUCUCCUACAUUUCUUAGCCUGUAUACAUGUUUGUUUGGUUGUUUAUAUAUUUGUUAGUUUGUUUGUUUUUGGUUACGAUUUAGUGUAUUUAUCUGCUUAUAUAUGUAAUAUGAUCAAACAGUAAAACUUAAAAUUCUAAUUGCUCUAAUUGGCUAAUUGCAAUCCAGUGAAACCAAUGAGAAGAAAGUUAUACAUGUAUGAUGAUCUUAAUGCUGAAAAGCUUUGGAAAAUUGACAUAUCUAUUGUUUAUUUAUCAAUGUUUUCAGAUUCAAUGCAUAUAGAUAUAAAUUAAAGUCUGAUAAAAUCAACUAGCCUAUAGAUUUUAUUUUGUAAUCAAUAUUGCAUGAAAAAUCAUACAUGAACUUAAA
This is a messenger RNA of Saccostrea cuccullata (small rock oyster), 4044 nucleotides long. RefSeq lists its product as uncharacterized. Gene Ontology annotation, molecular function: DNA binding. Bases 72 to 3602 code for a protein of 1176 amino acids. The transcript has 13 exons. The record is from RefSeq and is a predicted model, not a curated record. Lineage: Eukaryota; Metazoa; Mollusca; Bivalvia; Ostreida; Ostreidae. Gene Ontology annotation, biological process: DNA recombination; DNA integration.